AUGGGAAACAGAGAAGACGAGAGCAUGGCAAAUGCAUCCUCGGUUAUGCUGGACUCUUCCUCCAAAUCACUCGUAGAUGUCUCUUGGCUAAGCAGUCUCCACCAGGAGCCUGCGCCCUGGAUUGAGCCAACAGAGCCUCUCUACCUACCUGGUUGGAUGCAUCUGGAUGCAGCUGAAAAUGCAUGCGAUACAAUAAAAAUUCGAGUGGACGAUGUGUACUAUGAAUUUCUUGCAAGCAAAUACCCGGAAAAUGCAGCAGAAGUUGAGGAGAUAGAAAAAAGAAUUACAAGCAACAGAAAGGCGUGUGCGCAGAUUGCUGCAAUAAGCAAAAACAAAACAGAUGGAGAAGAGAACGCUUCAGUAAUUGUAGAUCUUGUUAGCACAGAAGACAAAAGCGAUGCAAGCGAUGCAUAUGACAGCAAACACAUAGACGAGAGAGAAGAGUCACAGAUAUUAAGGCACUCAGAGCUCAAGGAGGAUAUGGUUUUUUUAUGGGACAGAGAAGCAGCAGAGAAAAGCAUUGCUGCUUACAAUGCCUCUGUUAUAAAGAAUGCAGAAAGAGGCAAAAUUGUGGGUGCCCUUACGCGAGCGUGCGAUAUAUCAGAGAGCCUCACAUCUGUGUCUUUUACACACAAUGUAUCCUUUGUGCAUAUAUGCAAAGAGACUGCAGAGGCUGCGCUUGAGACCUUGGAGGCUGCUCUGUCGAGAGAUGAAAAAGGCUUGGGGCCAGCGCUUAGACUAAAAAAGACGAACAAUCCACAGGAACUACUGGAUGUUGUGCUUCGAUCUAUUUCAGGCAUAGGAAAUGAAGAAAUUCGGAUUCUAAGAAAGACGUUUGCGUCAGUUGCAGAGAUAUCCCAAAUUGAAAAGAUAGAGAGUCUCUCUGGCAUAAAAGAGGACACAAUAGCAAAGAUUAAAACCCUUUUUAAAUAA
Messenger RNA from Nematocida ausubeli, 933 nucleotides. RefSeq lists its product as uncharacterized. The record is from RefSeq and is a predicted model, not a curated record. Lineage: Eukaryota; Fungi; Microsporidia. The transcript has a single exon. The coding region runs from base 1 to 933 and encodes 310 amino acids.